UCGCUUAAUCUUUAUCUUGGUUGAUGAUGUUCAUGCCGAUUUUAUGCACAAUACCGCAGGGAUGGCUGCUAAUAUCGGACGUAUGAGCUCAAAGACUAGAGAGGCAAGAAAGAGAACGAUUGCAGCAGAAGGGAUCAAUGAGCUGUCAUUAGAAGCUAUGGCGCAGAAAGUGUAUAUUGAUGAAGAAGCUUGUUAUAUUGUCAAGUCUUUCACAACAGAAGUUGUAUACGGUAUAUCAAUUGAGCAAGGAAUGAUGACUGCAUGUAACUGUAUAGACUUUCAACGAAAUAAGAGUGUCUGUAAGCACAUGUAUUUGGUUUAUCGCUUCGAUAAAAGUUGUGUGGUUUACAGUCAAGAUAGAUUGUCACGAUAGUAAUAAGAGAAAUGCUACAGUGUACUUACGACAUUACCUAGAAAUUGAUUCUAGCUUGAGAGUUCAUACCAUGAACAAGACAACACUU
Messenger RNA from Rhizopus microsporus ATCC 52813, 461 nucleotides. RefSeq lists its product as uncharacterized. Gene Ontology annotation, molecular function: zinc ion binding. The transcript has a single exon. The record is from RefSeq and is a predicted model, not a curated record. The coding region runs from base 44 to 373 and encodes 109 amino acids. Lineage: Eukaryota; Fungi; Mucoromycota; Mucoromycetes; Mucorales; Rhizopodaceae.